Molecule: messenger RNA, 1074 nt
Organism: Paramacrobiotus metropolitanus
Lineage: Eukaryota; Metazoa; Tardigrada; Eutardigrada; Parachela; Macrobiotidae
Exons: 3
Coding region: 151-825 (224 amino acids)
Source: RefSeq, a predicted model, not a curated record
CCGCAGUUAAAACCGCGACGCCACCACGUAUACUUUGGAAUUAAUUGUGGUGAUAACGCAGUCAUAGUAAAGCAUCCCAUCGUACACGUUGGUGGUUUGGUUUUCUUGGGUAGAUAUAAUAUUAUUAUUAUUAAUUUUCAUCUUUGUAACAUGUGGAAAUUAGGAGUAUUACUGGUACUGGCUACGUGCCGAUUAAGCUGGGCUAAUCCCAGUUGUGAUUUAAGCAGUGUCUUGCCGUGUAUGAUGCCAGCCAUUGCCUAUAUGCUUGGUCCCGAAGGGCAGGAAUUGGCCACGUUGAAGGACGGCGGAGAGAUCAAUGAACAGCAACUACUCGGCAUUUGCAGAUUGGGCCAAAGCACGCUGGGCUGCAUGAAAGACCACAUUGACCGUUGCGUUCCGCGCAGCAUCCCCGAUAUACACGAUUUCAUGGCCGGCACCGCCAACGUGAUGACGGUGUGCGAUAAACCGGGCAUGUACAGCAAUGCCAAGGUGCUGAUGAAGUGCAACCAGAAGCUGAACGCCACCAGCACCAAAUUCCGGCGCUGCACAGAGGAUUUGUCCAGCGGUAUCCAGGGCAUGACCGGCGGCUCGCAGGCCACCGCCACGUUCAGCACCGACCCCAAUAAAGCCCUGGAUAUGUGGAAGAGCGGCAACAUGCUCCGUGACCUUUGCUGCAAAGUGCAAAACUAUAAGAAUUGCAUGGGUACGGAAGUGACGGAUAAAUGCGGUGCGGAUGCUGCUGCAGUGGACACCAGUGUCUUUCAUGCCAUGUUCAACACCUACUCGUGUCAAGGACGUGUUGCUGACUGUUCAUCUGUUGCAUAGUUUUGUCCCUCCAUCCAUCUCCAGAAUGACGGAUGCGGCUUUCAUCCGCAGUACUCAAGAUCUCUGUUUACCAUCUACAUGCAUCGCUGCUGCGAUAAUUGUUGUCUGUAUCGCGGAAGUGUGUGACAUAUGCCCUUUGAACCUGACUUUGUAAAGGUUAUCAGAUCGGAGCUUUCAUCGAUCUGCAAUGCUCCUGUAUAGAAAUCUUACGAUAUUUCGACCAUGGAACAAUAAAACGGAACUCGCGUG